Ciona intestinalis (vase tunicate) is the source of this 6043-nucleotide messenger RNA. Lineage: Eukaryota; Metazoa; Chordata; Ascidiacea; Phlebobranchia; Cionidae. The record is from RefSeq and is a predicted model, not a curated record.
CAUUUUGAAAGUAUACAUACUUUAACUUUUUUAGACACCGUUAAGCAGCAAAGCAAGCGUAGCAAUAUUGUCAAUUAUGCUUUGAUCAAUUCAAUGAAUAAUCGAACAAUUAAGAUGGAGCUUCUUCCUACUUUAGCACCUGUUUACGGAGGUGGUCUUAUAGUCGCAUUUCUACCUGAAGAUUAUGUUUUACCUGAGAAUAUUCGUGCAUUUGCCAUCUUUAAGGGCAGCAAGCAACGACAGCUAACUGAAGCUAGGGUCUCUGUUGAAGACAAUGCUUUCCAUGCAGUUAUACCAGAUCAUGAGCCACCAGAAGAAGUAGAAGUAUCUGUGUAUAUUCAACUACCCUCUGGUGAAGGGGAUACCAUUGCAAGCGAGCGAUUUACUUAUUACCUUGAUCAAACCUGUUAUCUUGCUCGCUACUUGGCUGCCAGUGUGCAUAAACUGGAAAGCUUAGAAGAUUGGGAUUACAUACAAGGACCCAACUUUUCAUUGGAACAAGAGGAUUUUUCUACCUUAGAUGAAAGGCUUACCAGUGCCUUCCAACAUCUAAUUCUACCCUUGGAUUGGAACCUGCUUGGUGACCACGAUGAACUGAUUCCGCGUGAAACCCUUUUUCAUUUCGCCGCUCGUCUUGGUUUAUCCACCUUCGUUACUCUUCUUCUGGAAAAAAACGGAGCACAGGAGUGUUUGGCGUUGAGGAAUAGACACAACGAACUUGCAGAAUCGAUUGCUAGGGAGCGAGGAUUUGAGGGACUUGCUGAUCUUAUAACAGAUCCGCACGCACAUGGUGUAAUUCGGUGGGAAAGCAAAGAACAAAUAGGACCAACCACAGUGCUAAAACAACAUAGUUUUGGAACCAUAUCUACUUCUUCACAUCCUUAUCUGGAUACCUGGCCCCCUAUAGAAAAGGAAAUUGAGGCUCUUACUGCAACCUCUCUCCCGCCGUCGAGCAGUCUUCCAUUACGAUACAAUAUGAAUUCAACUUGGGAUGAGGCAUUAGAAGAAAGUCCGUCCUCUCGUACACAGUCCAUGUUUCAUAGCGAGAGCUACGAUUCUGAGUUCGCUUCGCCAGAUUCUUUGUUCCCACCUAGCUUUGAACCGGAUUAUCGGCAAAAAUUAAAGGAUACGCACAGAACAAGGGAGUUAGAGAGCACCAGUAGUAAUGAGGUUCUUGCUGGAAACUUAAAACACUUGCAGGAGAUCAGUGAAGAAAUUCAAUACUUGCGUCAUAAAGAUAUUGAACGACUGAGACAUGCAGGACCAAACGAUGUAGCACGACUAAGCAACUCGUGUCCUGAUUUAGCACAAGAGCACUCAGCACUUGUAGGAGAUGAAACAUUGGAUGACGUCUACGCUCCUCCCACCCCAGUGAUGCCAAGAAAUCGACGAGCUCUACCUCCUGGUAUAGCUGAGGAAUUCCUGGAACCCCAGGAUGUAGAAGCAACAGAAGAUCUCCCGUCACCCUCAGGUCUCCACAGAAGACAUAGUUGGCAUUCAUCGGAAAGUCUUCCGGAUCAGGAUGUGACGUCACCAGGGCUCCAAAGAAGAUUCAGUUUUCAGCACGACUCUAACGAAGAACUAAGCAAGGCCGAAGAAACAGAACCCCCAACGUCCAUGGUGUCGCCCACCGUAGUACGACGAGCAGAGAAGAAUAAUAUGACGAUGUUUUCCGUCGUCGCUCCUUCAGUAACAGUCACUCAAGCUCAACCGUUACAAAGUGAUACUUCAUUAAAAGUGCCGAUCAAACAACGACCAAAAAGCAUCUCCGAAAACAACAGCAAUAACGUUGAUGGACUUGGGGAUAUGGGGAAGCCACCAGAUCGUCGUUUCACCAUCGCUGAAGGCAUCAUUACCGACGAACACCGGAGUUCAAUGCUAGCACUGAAGGAGGUGCUUCGGAAACACGAUGAGCCGGACGACCCGGAACCGAUAAACUCACAACGGUUCGACCUCCCGAAUCCACAACUCACCUUAGCUGAGUUUCUGUCUGCCCCUGCUCCCUUCUCGGAUAAAGGAAACUCCCAGCACCCACCCCCUGUUCCCCCUAAACCCGCAAGCAAGAAGCUUCUCACUCGGAAAAUGAGUUUUCUAGAAAAAAUGCGCAACAGCACAAAGAACAAACCGAAGGUCAAAGUGAAGCAACUAGCGGAAUUGAAAUUCGGGAUAAGCAGCAGACAAUUAGAUGAGGAAGAAACAUACGAGUCAACCGAUGCAAUAAAAGAGAACAACACUUCCAAGAACAAGUCGAAUAAGCGUCCGUCGAUCAUACAACGGCCCCAGAGUAUGAUGUUAAACAGGCCAUCACAAUACUCAGUUGGGAACCCACCGACAGCAAACUAUGCCCAACAACCAGGCCGGAGUCGACCUAUUUCGACUAUUGGAGGACCUCACUCACGCAGAAACACAGGUUCAAACUCGUCCGAUCUUACCGUACCAAAGGACCGCAGUGGUAGCAACAGAUCGAGUUACUACGAUGACGACGAAGGCAGCCGGACGCCUCCCAAUGUAUCAUACAUGAACAACAUGAAAGACGUUAUUUCUGCCUCUUUUGAAUCCCUUGACGAAGCUGCAUUGGACAUUGCUGAACUCGAAAAGGAUCCGGAUCUAGCCCUUAAAACGGCUGAGCCCGAGGCAUGGAGUGUAAAGGCGGACAGGAAAACCUUGAAAAAGAUGUCAAAGAAAGAUGUGAAACGACAAGAUAAUAUAUUCGAGUUCAUUCAGACGGAGAGGAAUUACCUCACGACUUUAAAGAUAAUGCAAAAGAUAUUCGCCAGGGGUUUGGUCAAAGAAGCACACAUCGACCCAGAAGUUGUGGAAAAAUUGUUUCCCUCAAUUGACGAGCAUGUAGAUUACGUGGCGAACUUCGUAGCGAAAUUGAGCGACCGUCAAGUCGAGGGAAAGGUUGUGGACGGUAUAGGCGAUAUAUGCGUGGCCCAAUGGUCGGGCACGAGCGGUAACAAUAUGAAACGAGUGUUCGGUGAUUUCUGUUGCAAGCAAAACGAGAUUGUGGCAACUCAUAAGGAACUUUAUAAAACAGAUAAAAAGUUCAGCACGUUUAUCAAGAAAUGUGAUAAGAACCCACUGACACGUAGACAGGGAAUUCCCGAGUGCGCGUUACUCGUCACUCAGCGUGUUACGAAGUAUCCGAUCAUGCUGCAGACGCUUUUGGAAAAUUCAAAUAAAAAAGACCACACAGAGGAUUACGCUGAGUUGGAGCGAGCGCUUGAUUUAUCACGGGAGAUCGCCAAGGAUGUAGAUGAGCAAGUACAAGCUCAUGAGCGUGAGCAACUGUUGUAUGAAAUCUAUGAAAAAACUGAUACAAAAACUACAACCGCUUUCAAAGAAGGACGCAAAUUUGCAAGAAAAGACUUGUUGAAAAGAAACCGCAAACUUUUGUACAGUUCCAACGCAGUGCAGUGGAAAAUAUCGAAUUCAAAGAAGUUUACAGAAACUUUCUUCUUAUUGUUGUCCGACUGUUUUGUUUUACUGCAAGAAAAUAAUGGAAAAUAUACAUUUCCUUCUGGACAGCCUGCAGCAGUUCCCUUAAUGAGAUUGAUUGUUCGAGAAGUAGCAAAUGAUGAGAAAGGUUUAUAUCUCAUCAGUACAGCCAACUCACAGAUGUACGAAUUAAAAGUGGAUAAAGCUGAUGAUUGUAAAACCAUCAUGCAAGUUGUGAGGUCUGCUGUGGGAAACUGCACAGAAGAGGAUGAAGGAAUCCCCUCUGAAGACGAAGAGGAGCGAAAGCUUCAGGAGCAAAAGUUGGAUAAAGCUCGUCGGAUGAUCGAUUUACUCGAGCAAAAAGAUGACGCGAUAAAUCGACUUCUUAAACAGAAGAUGGAAGUUUUCCGAUCGUUAGCUGAAUCUGUUGAACGGGGAACAGCAAUUUCACACAUGAGUUUCAACUACCCAACUUAUUUCCUUUCCACCGAAGAUGAAUCAAGCAACAACAACAAGUUAACAUUACCACCGGGUACCCCAGUUCUGCUGAAAGCUAUUGAGCAAGUAAGAAAAAUGUCGCAUGCAUUCUGCGGAUCAGGUGGUUUGUCCCGCCAACCCUCCAGUGUAGGUGAACAUGAAAGUGGAUCACGAUCACCAUCGAUCUUACCUAAACGUUCCGAUACAUUUGGUGGAUUCGAUAACGGAAAGGAACCUUCUUCUCCUAGAGGCAAAUGGAUGAACAAUUCACAAAGCGAGGGAAAACUUAUUGAGCAAAACAGUCAAACCACUAUGACAUCAGAAUCAAAACGUGAUUCUGGAUUGGUUGAUUCUGACGUCCUCGUUCGAAGAGUUGAUUCUCAGGGAAGCAUCCACAAGGAGGCAUGGGGAAUAAACGAACCAUCGGGAAGUCCCACUCCAUCUCCCACCGCAUCCACAAGUGGUGACUCUUACAUUCCUCCAACAUCGGAUCAAAUCCUCACCAUCACCAACCUCAGUCAUCUACUACAUUCAUACAUGUCUAUAUCUACACAACAGGACACACACAUGGAAAAACUACAACAGCAGUUGCUCCUCGUUCAAGAUAAAAACUCCAAGAAACGAGGAGGAAAUUUACAGGAGGUUGAAUUAAAGAGAAAUCAUAUUAAACAACAAGAACAACUUGAUGAUCUUAGAAAACAACAGCAUCAAUUAAAAAUUGAGCGUGAGCAAUGGCAUCGAACGAACGAAAGAUUCCAGAAGUCAAUGGCUGCUGAGAAACAAGAACUUGAGGCUGAAAAAGCGAAGAUACAUCAAGAAAAGUUGGAGAAUGAGAGACAGAGAGAUGAAAUUCAUCGAGCGAAGGAGGAUUAUCAACGAGAGAUGGCUCGUCUCCGUGAUCUUCAGCGAAGAUCCCAUUAUGAUAUUCAUAUUUCUUCCUCCACAUCCUCCCUACCAACAUCCACUGUCAAUCGGAACAAUAGCAAUAAUGGAGCGGAUGUCACAGAUCUUCGUCUUUCUUCCGGAGACGGGAAGACUCUUUCCUCCAGCAAGUCUCACUCAAGUCUCCACUCCUCCUCGGAUGUUGGGACGAAAGGUCCUCCCUCACCCACGUACGCUUCUGCAGCAGAUUAUCCCAGGACCUUCCCGGGAUCAAAACGAGACUCCGGGAGCGCUUCUGCACCAUCCACCUCCCAACUUCCUCUUCAUCUUCAGUAUAGCGCAACAAACCAGUUAUCAGCAUUGCAGGCCCCAAGACAUCAAGAGUUUCCUUCCAAGUUAUCCAAACUUGCUUCGAGCACGAAAGGUAAACCAAUGACUUCUGGUGAAAGCAAAUCUGGUUUAAUGCACCAGAUGAUACCAAGCAAAUUGACCAAGCUCGCCUCAGGUCAAUCGGGCCAACAUGUGUCCAGUAAGAGGCUACAUAUUGUAUAGAACAACAAACUCCAGCAAGCUCCGGACCUCUCAGACGAAGAAGUCGGAUCACGGGAGCAGCCUUCAAGUCCCUAGCAGGUCCUCCAACAAUCGCUCUCCUUCUCCAAUCUUCAAAAACUUUUUAUCGAAAGAGAAAACGAGCGCAGGGGAUUCAAAACGCAACUCACAGAGCAACUCCGAACUUUACUUAUGAUACCACGAGCUACAAUAUUGACCUUUGCGUGGUUUGAACCCCACGUAUGAUUUGAGCACUUACUUAAUUCAAUGUAAACGCAGCAUAAUGUCCCGACUUCGAUCAAUUAGAUUUCUUCUCGCUUGGAAAUCAAAAGAAUUUCUUUUUUCCUUUUUUACCAUGCCCAUCAUUUUCUUUUAGCUCAGUGUGGUUUUAAAAGAACAUCUCGCUUUUUACAAUCAUUAGCUUGGACUAUGUUUAAUGUAUCCUGAUUACAACAUUAUGCACUGCAGUUGAUUAGAAAACUUAGACGAUCCAAAUAAACAUUACCACCACCAUUAUUAUUGGGAGUAAACGAGUUCGUCGUUUUGCACGCACCGCUUACAGCUAUCUCUUGCAAUACUUUUUUAACUUAUUUUCACCGAGCUGUCGUGUUUUUGCUGUCGUCUUAUACUUCGACGUACGAGAGCUUUUUUCGCAUACUGUCCAGAAUCAUACAAUAUAAUGAUGCUAGUGAAA